CACUUUCUUUGAUAACACUCAACUAUGACACUCUUUUAAAAUGAAGGAAUCCGCGGAAAGUCAGUAUCACAGAGCAAGACUUUGUCAUUUAAAAUUGUGGCCGAAUUUUAGUGGAUAUGGCUUCAGUCUGAGAACAGACUCUUUCAAACAUGAACACAAAGUUGAAAAUGUUGAACCUCUUUCACCUAGUGAAUCAGGAGGUCUACUCAAUGAAGAUAUAAUUUUAAUGGUGAAUAACAAAACUGUAGAUCGUCUCUCACACACGGAUGUCGUGAAGGUUAUCAAAGAACGAUCCGACGUCGAAUUGCUGGUUGCGCAACCGAAGGACUUGGCAUAUUUUCGAAAAUUCCCUGAUGUAAUCAGUGCUGCAAUUAAGAAUCCCAUACGGUGUGAAACUUCGGAAGAGGACUUAAAUAAACUUACUAAUGCUGAAAAACACUUAGUCAAAGCAGAUUCAGAUACAAUGAAUGAAAUUUAUCAACGUAAACGUUCUCUCUUAAAGGCAAAUGAAUUAACGAGUCGUCUACAACGCCAUGGUUGUUUUGGUGACGGCACUGUUGAAAAUGGAGUUAGGACAUGUGUAAACUAUGGUUAUGCGAAUGGUGUGGAGCACUAAACGUAGUUCCAAUGGAAUAUAAUACUGAAAUCAAAUACAUCAUCUUGAUUUAUGAAGAAAAUAGUCACGAAUGGCACCAAAUUCAAACGCACACACAAACAUACAUAUAAAUCUAUUGGAGAUAGUUUAUAUAUAUAUAUACUACUGUUUACUACUAAUUAAUUUUCUUAGUAUACAUGUUUGAUAUUACAUUUCAAUUACAUAUCAACAUAGAUAUCUUAUAUAUAUCUUCUUGGAAAUUUAGUUAAUUCCAAGUACUAUCCAAUUCUGUUGUAAUUUCAGUUAUAUAUUCACUUCAACUGGUUCCAUAUUAUCAUUACAUUAGAUGUAUACAAAUGCUCAAAUCACAAAAAAGAAGAAAGAAAACAACUAUCUUAUAUGUUUACAUCUAUAUAGUACACAAAGUACAUUCUCAUGCAGAGAUAUAUAUAUAUACGUAUCAAUAGUAUUGAAAGAAGUAAUAUAUUGAAGAUUUUCUAUGAUUUUUAUUCAUUUAAUAUUAAGUAUUUUGUUUUAAAUUAGUGUCAGAAUGUAUUUUUCACUACUGUUGGUACUUUUGCUGUACACAAAUUACAUUACACGAUCAUAAUAUUUAUGUUCUUGAAUGCUAAUCGAUUAAUCUAAAUAUGAAAUGGUAAUAUACGUUUAAACAAUCAAAGAUAGAAUAUUUUCCAUCAUUUACUUUCUAAGU
Molecule: messenger RNA, 1307 nt
Organism: Schistosoma bovis
Lineage: Eukaryota; Metazoa; Platyhelminthes; Trematoda; Strigeidida; Schistosomatidae
Source: the annotation of a GenBank genome assembly